Anopheles aquasalis is the source of this 3233-nucleotide messenger RNA. Its product is annotated as PP2C-like domain-containing protein CG9801. NCBI's taxonomy places the organism in Eukaryota, Metazoa, Arthropoda, Insecta, Diptera, Culicidae. The record is from RefSeq and is a predicted model, not a curated record.
UUGACACAUCUUGAUGCGGGCCUUUUGGGCUAGUUCAGGCAUUUGGGGAAUCUUGAUAAUUAAUGCUACGCAAUAAAGAACAGCGCAACAAUGCCUUCAUUUCGCCAAAAAGUGACUACCUAUCUGCGGCAAUUAAGUUUUGCAUCCGAGCGUGAUUCCCGACAUCAAGUAGAACAACAACCACCAUCCGGAAGCUUUAUAACUCAGUAUUUGGAAGGCGUAUGGGAACCUCCAGAUUGCAUUCCGGUGGUACACAAUGGUAAAUCCCCGGAAGAAUUACCAGAAAUAACAAUCGCUCCGUAUGUAGUAGCUCACUCGAUUUCUGAUGCGGCGUAUACGGGCCCAUUAGAGGGCCUGACAGGCGUAAAGCGAGCCAAGUCCCAUCUUACCGCUGGAAAUGCAGACGAUAUUGAUUACAUUGAUGUUCUGAAUGAGUCUGUUGUUGACAAGGCGCCAAGAGAUUCUGCAACCCUGAAACCACCAUUGGAGCAGCGCGACCAAGUUUCAAAUUCCGAUUCUAUCAUUCCGCCCGACAAUAAUGUUGACAGUGGGAAACUCAGUGAACCUCAAAGGAAGAAAUCAUUUUCAAGCAUGACAUGCAAAUCUAAAACACCGAUUAAGGAAGAGAAUGGCGCUAAAAUUUCGGAUAUCCAUACCCGUUCCGAGAUUGAACCCAUAGCAUGCAUAACUGAUUGGGACCGUCCAAAUGAAGAUGCUUACGGAAUGUCUAUUUCAUUGUACGAAAAGAAAAUUCCCGAUUUACACACCAUGGGAAACGUCGGUGAUCCAAUAGCCGAUUGCUUUGGGAUUGCCACUCGAGAGAAUUCCUGUAUUAUGGCAAUGGCCGACGGCGUUAAUUGGGGUGAAGGAGCACGAGUUGCUGCGAGGUCCGCUAUCCAAGGAUCAAUGGAAUAUCUAAAUUCAGCCAUUUUCGGCCUCCAUCGAGCAUAAGGAAGCAUGACCAAGACAAGGAUUCCGAUGUAUGCAUGAUGGUCUAUGAUGCCUGAUAUACGAUAAAAUGGCCUAGCAAUAUAGCAGGAAAAACAUCCCCAUGCUAUUAUAUUAGCCCCCGCAUGUUUUAAUGUCCUUACCGUAUACUGUGGUCCGUAUUCUGUGGCAAAUGGACGUCUUACGUACUGACGACGGUAUUUUGAUCGAAACAACAUAAUUUUAGAUUCGUCAGAUCACAAAACAUUGCGCCAUUUUUCUUGUACCAGUUGAUAUAGAUUUUUACAAACUUAAGGCGGUUUGCAACAUGUCGAUUCGUCAACAAGGGUACUUUACGGGGACUUCGUGCGUACAGAUUAGAUUCUAUUAAUCGUCGCCUGACUGUUACUGUGCUCGCAGGCAAGUCCAAUGCAAUCCUAAUCCUGUUGGAAGUGAUUGUUGGAUCUCUCCUCGAUAUGUUCACUAUCUUUCGGUCAGUCUUCUGAGAUGUGCAUCGCUUCAGGCACUAGUUGUUGCCUCUGCUUUCCAUUUUAAAUCAUUGCUCAUUUUGGCAGAGCACCCCAGUAAUUCUUCAACCUGCUGGUACGACUUUUCUUAUUUUACCAUUUUUUUAACCCUCGGUUGGGCACCCGGCGUUUACCCCUUCGUUGGGCACCCGGGUACCCGGGUACCCCACUUAUGUGCAUUGCAUUGUUAUAUUCUUGUAUCAUCGUUUGUGUCAGUUUUAUGAUAAAAAUGGUGUUCUAGAACUAAUUUAAGAGUCUUCGGAACCUAUUUUUCUUUAAAAACCACAACAAAAUCCAAUAAAAACAAUAAAAAUAAUGAACACAACGCAUUGAUACCCCUUCGUACGGUAAUUCUCUACCGCGUACGUCGUAAAGCAAGCAAUAAGAUAAAAAAAUGAUCGAAUUUCCCAGCAAAUAUGUUACUGAAAUUAUUGAUUUCUUCGAAUAAAUCAGUUUUGAAUUGUCAUAAGGCACUUUUGAGGCAUAAACAAUUGAGUUAAUUGGGCACAAUUGAGCUACGAGAUCAGACCAGUUGCUAAAUGGUGCGUUCAGAAAGUAAUGAGAAUUGUUUUUUCUGACAAAACAGUUUGAGAUAACGUGUUUAAUUUUUGACAAUAAGGUAGAGGAAGGUUUUGGCUAUCAAUCGCACUUUAUUUCGUUCGGCUAUGACCAACUGAAAGAAAAUGGGACGAUUUUUCGUGAACCAUGUUUUUAGUUGAUGUAACACCUUAGAAUGUCCCCUGUCUAUGGACCAUUGAUCUGGCGCGGAUCACCCGGACCUACAGAAAAACAUUCCGUUGGUGCCAGUAAUUCAUCAAGUCCUCAUACAUUUCUGUUUGCGUGCUCUGUGCCAGGAAAGAGGUCCGCGAUGAUCCGGGCUGUACCAGUGUUCCAUAGAAAGAGGGCGUUCUACGAUGUUACAUCAACUAAAAACAUGGUUCACGAAAAAUCGUCCCAUUUUCUUUCAGUUUGUCAUAGCCGAAUGAAAUAAAGUGCGUUGAAUAGCUAAAUCCUUCCUCUACGUUGGCGUAAAAAGUUCAAUACCUUAUCUCAAACCGUUUCGUAAGGAAAAAUCCAGUCUCAUCACUUCCUGAACGCACCAUGUAUAUUGGUCUCUGUGAUCUACGAAAAUGUCGCCUAAACCCUUUUUGAUGAAGAUUAGUGUAUAAUUUACAAAUAUGUUAAGAAAAUUACACUAUACGAACCAUUUUUAAUCAUUUUGAGAAAUAAUACAUAAUUUAAAUUGCACAUAAAAGGUUUCAAAAUAUGUUGAUUAUUUUUCUCCUAUUGCUCGUUGAAAAGCUCAAACGUAAUGAAAUUUUCAACAAAACGUUGUAGUUUACCUUAUUAACAAUUAAUAAACACGUCAACAUGGAUAAAUGUUGAUAAAAAGUGUUGUUUUGUGUUUAUAAACAUAGCCCAUGUGCAUAGCCAACGUAUGGGGUACCCGGGUACCCGGGUGCCACUGGGCGGGUGUUAAUUUCAUCGGGCCAUAAUUACCUUUAAAUAUGAGUUAUCAAAACAAUUUCAACGCCAAUUCGGCUUGAAAUGAGUUGUACUUUGGGGAUCCGGAGUUUCGUAAAAAAAUAUUGACGGGAAGGCAUUCAUUUAUUCGUUGAAACUUGAAAUGGGUACCCGGGUACCCGGGUGCCCAACCGAGGGUUAAAAUAAAAUUCCGAUUCCCUACAGAACAAUGUUUGCUGCGUCCCAUUUUCCUGCUAUAAAAAUAAAAAGAUCUUGCCUUUCGUUCAUUUUUUGUUUUUUUACACUGCUAUUAUU